Molecule: messenger RNA, 1536 nt
Organism: Botrytis deweyae
Lineage: Eukaryota; Fungi; Ascomycota; Leotiomycetes; Helotiales; Sclerotiniaceae
Exons: 3
Source: RefSeq, a predicted model, not a curated record
UUGGAAUUUGCAACUGAUCCUCAUUGGACGAAUCAAAGUUUGAGAGUUUCGUUCAUAGCAUCCUUAGGAAUAUCGCCUGAAAUAUAUAAUCAGGUCUUUGAGAACAUCGAUGCAAAUUCGAAUACAAGCCAAUCAACGCCUCUGAUUGAAAACUGGUUGAAUGCAUGUCAAACAUUUCAUCCCAAAUGUAAAUUUCAAAGGCCAGAGUUCAUACCAACAAGACUCAUAGAUCUUCAAGGGGACCAUCCAAGACUUUGUUUGGGAAACCAGAUCGAGAAACGUGAUCUUCAAUAUGCUGCCUUAAGCCAUUGUUGGGGGACCCCGGAGAAGAAAUAUCAGACAUUAACAAAAUCAACCUUAAAAGAUUACUUGGCGAAAAUAGAAAUGGAAGAUCUUCCGAAGACCUUUCAUGAUGCCAUUGAAGAUGAUAAAGAAGACUGGAUGAGAGAGUCUGUCACUAUGGUUGAUGUCUACGGUGGCUGUUUGCUGAAUAUUGCUGCAUCUAGCUCCAUUGAUGGAAGUCAAGGAUGCUUUUUUGAUAGGCGAGAUGCCCCGAGGUGCCGUAUUUCACUAAAGAUCAUUGGAAAGAACGAUAGUAUGUAUGAUUGUAAACAAGUUACGAAGCAUCCUCUAGACAAUCCCAACGUUUGUCCGUUAGAGAGUCGAGGAUGGACCUUGCAGGAGCGCCUUCUCUCGCCACGAACCGUACAUUUCACACGGGAAGAAGUAUUUUGGGAGUGCCAUACCAAGUUUGUUUCGGAAAGCUCCCCUUCCCACUCUAAUCCAUGGGAAAGACGCAAAAAGGAACCGCUUUCAAUCGGGAUAUGGAGCAAGAUUGUUAUGAACUACUCAAGCCGACAUUUAACUUACGAAGCGGAUAGACUCAUAGCACUAGCCGGAAUUGCAGCGAAAAUACAGCAACAGACAAAAGAUGAAUACGUUGCCGGAAUGUGGUGCAACAAUCUAAUGUGGCAACUAUGUUGGGACGUCUCUUGUCACUGCGUAGGCCGAAGAAGUUCACCCCGACGAGCUCCAACAUGGUCUUGGGCGUCUGUCGCAUCGCCGAUCACCAUCUGGGAGAUGUAUGAAUCCCGGGAUUUUCCGUUAUGUAAGGUUUUGAGAGUCGAGAAACCAGCGAAUCAACAUCAAUUCAGCGACAUGCCGAAUGCAGCACUAUGGUUAUCAUGUCCCCCAUUAUUAGUCAAUAAAGGGACUCCGCCAUAUAUCAUGGUCGUGGAUGGAAAAUUUAUCCCCGCUCUCAGUUUGACCUUUGACUGUGAAGAAGAUAAAGCAUCUUUCAACAUGGACAGUGAUAUUUGCAAUUUGUAUAUAUUGCGGCUGUUUGAUGAUGAGGCAUUAAUUUUGAGACGUAUUGAAGGAACCCAAGGACUUUAUGAGAGACUAGGUCUGCUGUCGUUGUUCACUUGUAGACAGUUGGAUCCGAAUGAUGAAACAAAUCAUGCAGAAGAGACUGCCUAUGUUCCGAGGGAGAAACACGGUUUUGAUACCGAUGAGCAUGUCAUAUGUUUAGUUUAA